Messenger RNA from Drosophila arizonae, 1018 nucleotides. RefSeq names its product malate dehydrogenase 1 (gene Mdh1). The record is from RefSeq and is a predicted model, not a curated record. NCBI's taxonomy places the organism in Eukaryota, Metazoa, Arthropoda, Insecta, Diptera, Drosophilidae. Gene Ontology annotation, molecular function: L-malate dehydrogenase (NAD+) activity. Gene Ontology annotation, biological process: malate metabolic process.
AUGGCGCGUGCAGCUGAACCAAUCCGCGUUGUUGUUACUGGAGCUGCUGGUCAAAUAGCUUACUCCUUGCUUUACAUGAUUGCCAGGGGAGAAGUUUUUGGCAAGGAACAAUCACUAAUUUUACAUCUGCUUGAUAUUCCGCCAAUGGCUGGAGUGUUAGAAGGCGUCGUGAUGGAACUUUCCGAUUGUGCAUUGCCUUUAUUGCGUAAAGUUGUGCCCACAACGGAUCCGCUGGAAGGAUUUAAAGAUGUUUCUGCAGCGUUCCUCGUAGGCGCUAUGCCCCGCAAAGAGGGAAUGGAACGCAAGGAUUUGUUAUCUGCUAACGUUAAGAUAUUCAAAGUACAAGGCGAAGCUCUCGAUAAAGUCGCGAAAAAAGAUGUAAAAGUGCUCGUUGUUGGAAAUCCAGCAAAUACCAAUGCCUUAGUGUGCGCCAACUACGCACCAUCUAUUCCACGCGAAAACUUCUCGGCUAUGACACGCCUUGAUCAAAAUCGAGCCGCAGCACAGAUCGCUUCAAAAUUCGGUGUCCCGAUUUCAAACGUAAGCAAUUUAAUUAUUUGGGGAAAUCAUUCCUCGACGCAAUACCCAGAUGCCAGCCAUGGAAAAAUACUUAUUGAUAAUGAAUGGAAAAAUAUUGUUGAUGCAGUUGGAGAUAAUUCGUAUUUGGAGGGUCCAUUUGUAGAAACUGUUCAAAAACGAGGAGCAGCAGUUAUAAGCGCUCGGAAAAUGUCGUCAGCCAUGUCGGCAGCAAAGGCUGCAUGCGACCAUAUGCAUGAUUGGUGGCAUGGCACUGCUCCAGGCAAAUUUGUUUCUAUGGGUGUGUUUUCCGAUGGCAGUUAUGGCUCGCCAAAGGACGUAGUGUUCUCAUUCCCAGUUGAGAUUAAGAACAAACAAUGGAAAAUAGUUGAAAAUUUAAGUAUCAGUAAUUUUGGUAGGUCCAAACUAGAUUUGACUGGAAAGGAAUUGGAAGAGGAAAAAAAGGAAGCAAUGUCUGUGUUGGAUUCGAAUUGACUAGCCG